AUGCUUCGACGCGCAGUCCCGAGAUCAUUACAGGAUCCUAAAGUCUGGAGGCGCUGUGUGUCGAGCACAAGCGGCAGCCAGAACUCGCUCGCAGCGGCAUAUUACCGCGGGGGCACAUCCCGCGCAGUGUUCUUUAAUCAACAAGAUCUCCCGCAGAACCGCGCGCAAUGGGAUCCCAUUUUCCGGGGCGUAAUCGGCAGCCCUGAUCCAUAUGGUCGCCAGCUAGACGGGCUGGGCGGUGGAAUCUCCAGUCUAUCCAAAGUCUGCGUCGUCGGUGCGUCAACACAUCCCGACGCAGACGUGGACUACACAUUCGCUGCGCUGGGCGUCAAGAACACAGACGUUGACUACUCCAGUAACUGCGGUAACAUGGUCAGCGCAGUUGGUCCCUACGCGGUUGACGCAGGGCUCUUCGAAGCAGGAAAAGAUGCCAACUCUGCCCUCGUGCGCAUCCACAAUACCAACACCGGCAAAAUAAUCAACGCGACGUUUCCUGUUGUUAACGGCGAGGCUGCAGCAGGUGGUGACCUGGCGAUUGACGGUGUCGCUGGGAGCGGCGCGGCUAUUCAACUGGACUUCGUGAACCCGGCGGGUUCGAAGACGGGGAAGCUUCUCCCUACGGGUAUUGUGAAGGAUACGUUCGACGGCGUCGAGGCAACCUGUAUCGAUGUUGCGAAUCCCUGUGUUUUCGUGAAGGCUGAGGAUCUCGGUGUACCCGGUACAUUAACACCGGAUGAGAUCACGAAUACACCUGGUCUUCUCAGGCGUCUUGAUUCGAUUCGACGGCAGGCAGGCGCACGCAUGGGCCUGGCGACUACACCAGAGGGUGUCCCGGGAAGUGUUCCGAAGAUCGGAAUGGUUUCGACACCGAAGAACGACAGUAAAGAUGGGUCCCAAUCCGAGGUGGAUCUGGUGGUUCGGGCCCUCUCGGUGGGCCAGCCGCACAAGGCGGUUCCGAUUACUGUCGCCUUGGCCCUGGCUACAGCGGCGCGUUUGCCGGGGAGUACGGUGGCGGAUGUUACGAACUCGCAGGCUGUUGACUCAGCGGGGAUUACUAUCGGGCACGCGAGUGGAAGUAUUCUUGUUGGGGCUACGUUUGGGGCGGACGGGGGCUUGGAUUAUGCGACUGUCUUUCGCACAGCGAGGCGGUUGUUUGAGGGGAGGAUAUUCUGGAAAUAA
Aspergillus puulaauensis is the source of this 1179-nucleotide messenger RNA. Its product is annotated as DUF453 domain protein. Bases 1 to 1179 code for a protein of 392 amino acids. The transcript has a single exon. The record is from RefSeq and is a predicted model, not a curated record. Lineage: Eukaryota; Fungi; Ascomycota; Eurotiomycetes; Eurotiales; Aspergillaceae.